Messenger RNA from Pocillopora meandrina, 22279 nucleotides. NCBI's taxonomy places the organism in Eukaryota, Metazoa, Cnidaria, Anthozoa, Scleractinia, Pocilloporidae. The record is from the annotation of a GenBank genome assembly.
AUGCUUUUACUCACCUCUAUAGGAACAUGGAGGCCGUACAAGGAACUUCUUGCGACGGUAGAACGAGCUGCUUUGUACAAGAAAACUCCAGAAGUUUUUCAUGAACUAGAGGUUGCAUUGGAUAAAUUCAAUCCGGAUUUUAUCACUUUACUUAAAAAUCCGGUACGUCAAAUUACUGAUCAUGAUUCUUUUCUUUCAGAUAGCGUUACAAUGAUGUAAUGUGCCCCAUAAAAAUCUGAAAAUUUGAUUUUUAAAUUGUAGUUGGGUUUUUUUUCUAGCUCUUCGUUUUCCGAUAUGAUCUAAUCUUCGUUCGAAUUUAAGUCAGAUCAUCACACUUACGACUGUACUGUGUACAAACAGUUCAGAAAGCUUCAAACAAACGAACAGAAACUAGAUAAGAGAGGUAUCAACCGUAUCUGAAGAUCUCAGAAGUUAGGCAUGACGUCUGCUCACCGCAAAGAUAUGCGUCAGUCAAUUCGAAGCUUCAACAUAUCCCCUUUCCCCGAGGGAGCAUUGGGACUUUUAAAGAUUGGUUCACCCAAAGUGCCCAUGGGCCUCUCAGGGCAGGGAUGUUGAAGCUUCAAAUUGAUCGGCACAUUACUAACUAGAAUCCUGCUGAGAUGCACUGUAAAUCUUAUAAGCAUCUGAUUUGUAACACUUGACCACCUGUCUUGGAAACUUUAUAAUGUUUCUGAAAUUGUGGUAUCUCUUGACUCAACGUACUCUUAUUCUCUCAAAGAUCCUAGAGUGGUAAGUGGAGGAUGUAAAAUUGAAAUAUAAGGGAGAAUCUGUAAAUACUGUUACAGUAAGCCCCCCUCCCCCUCCCCCUCCCCCCAAAAAGACGAAAAAACAUAUGAACAAACAAACACAACCAAAAAAUUGAAACUGAUUUAGCCCAAUUUAAAAAUUUACUCCACUUAUUUCUAGUGUUUCAUAUCAAAACGAGUUCCCUUUUCUUUCUUUUAAUUUGUAGGCAAAAAAUACAGACCACCGAGAGCAAUUGAAGAGAGCCCCCACUAAUGGUCUUCAACUUGCUGGCUUUACAGAGAAACAGAAGCUUCCUGAGCAGUUUGUCAAGGAGGCCCUCAUUCUUAGUGACAGUCUUGAACUGAAUGAGUUUGUGUGUGUUGAGUUACUUCUUGCUGGUGAACAGCAGCAACCCAACUUUCCUGGCCUAACCAGAGGUUUGGUGGCAGUGCUCUUGUACCAUGAUGGGAGGAGAUGUUUAAUUAGUGCCUUAAGAACAUUGAUACAGUCUAGAGAGGGAAUAACAUGGACGUUGGGCCUCUAUGAAGAGAUGACACAGUUAGUAACGACAUUCACUGAUGAACUUUUGAAAGAAGGUAAUGGGUGUUUUUAUAGAAAUGGGCAAAAUAUGUGUCAUAUUAAGUUCAACAACUGUUUGUGGUACUGCUUACUGAAAAACAUUUUUAAGAGAGGGAAGGAAAUGAAGUAAGCUAGAUUACGAGGUUGCUACUUAUUUCUACUUAUAUAUCUUUAUUUAAUAACUUCUGUUAGGCUGUCACUUUUUUCAACAAAAGCCAAACUAUAGCUACAUUUUUAUUUGUUUCUUAUUUAUAAUCCUUUGGAGGACAGACUCAUAGAUCACAUUACAGUCACAAAAUUUUGUUUCUUUAUCACAUGUAGGUAAAACAAAUAGACUAUGUUGCCAUAUGUCUGUUCAGUAACACAUCACAGGAGACAUGGGUAUGUGGUGAGAACAUUAGCAGAGACACACUGGGCUGUGGUUUGUGAGCUGUUUUGUUUUAACCACAUUUUGGUGUGAUAUGUGAACCCUUACUGAACAGAUGCAUGGUGACACGGAAUCUAUUUUUUAACCCUUUACACCUUAACAUCAGAAUUCAUAUUCUCCAUAUUGUUCUCUGUACAUUUACUAAGGUGCUGACUAGGAGAAUUUGUCUAACAAUCAAGAGUUUCUUUAGUUGGUGAUCAUUUCCUUUAUUCUCAUGACAUGAAUGUGUGAUUCAGUGGUGAUAUUUUAAGGAGAAAUUAGAUGCUAGUCACUCCUAGGGGUUAAAGAGUUAAAAGACACAUGACAUCAUGGAAUCUACAGUAAUUGUUAACAAGACACGUGGCAACAGGAAUCUUGAUGUUCAGUGUACUGUGCUUGCUUGUUAUUUCAGGAUUGGUUAGAACAAUUCUUCAGCAACUUGAGCAUCUUGACGUUCAAAAUGAACUUGACAAGUUGGAGAGAGGACAAGCCAUAGGUGAUGAACGUCACAAACAACAACUUAUUGACUUUAUCACAGAUCAAAGACAACUCUUGGCCGAAUGUCUCUUUUGCUUUGCUUGCCAAUCACCGCUACCAAAAAGUGACUGCCUACAACUGUUGUCUUUUCUCAAGAAAUGUCCUUCUACAGAUGCGGAUGGCUCACUUGACAGUGUCACUCUAACUCUGUUGAUGGCCAUGUUGUACUGUUUAAAUGUUGAUCCUCUGGAUGAAGCAGCAGACAUGCAAGGGUCUUUUCAAGGUUUGAUCAUGUAUUAUGUCUUGUAACACAAGCUUUAUGAAGCUAAAUGUACAUCAUGAUAUUUUGAAUCAUUUGUGUCUCUAAGGAGCAUGGGCUUUAAUUAUUACUGGAAUGAAAACCUGAAAUAUUAAUUUUGUAAGGUAAAAGACAGAAAAGGAAGAUGAAUAUUGUUUUGGAUUGGAACUAAUGAACUUGAAAAACUUAAGCAGAAUUUUACACUUGAUGCAUAAAUUAUUGUUUGGCUCUGUCAAGUUUAUUUUAGGUGUUGUUCUGGAUUAGUCAUGGGUUUUGUUUUUCUUCUAAUGUCAUGAGAAAAGAAAAGUUUUCUCAAGUUCAUUGUCAACACUGAAAAAAGGUAAAACUGUCUGUUUCUAUUUGUCUCUUAACUGAAACUCUCCGCUAAGGUGUCAGUUUGAUUAAUAUCGUAGUUUUUUUGUUUAACUAAGAUGGUUUUCUUUUGAAUCAUAAUUGAUUUCCAUAUAUUGCAAAUUUGUGUUGUGAAAUUGGGUCCUGAGGGUGGAAUGAUUAUGCUAUAGAUAUACAUUUAACCUUUUAAUUCCCAAGAUUUACUUAAUAAUUCUCACUACAUACUGCUAUUCUUUUCCUUGUAAAAUAAACAUGAGGAUAUGGUCAUAGACCAAAAUAACAUCCUCUAGCUGAUAAGAUUGUCUUCUCCCAUAACCUGUUUAUGAGAUAACUGAUUGGAAUGGUAAGGAGAAGCUGCAUUUGAGUCACUUCUGGGAGUCAGAUGUAAGGGUGAAAUGCAACAUUUUCUAGUCAUGAUAGGGGUUUAUAAAUUAUUGUUUGUUCUUUUCUCUCUUUUUUUCUUACAGAGGAAAUGUUCCCUUUGUUGACGGACCACAGCUUUAUUCCAGAGUUUCAUCUGGAACUCAAACAGCAGGGAACAUGGGAAAACCAAGGGAUGUGUGCAUGUGUCCGCUUUGCUUGGGCUCUGGUACUACGAACCUGCAGCCAGUGGCCUAAUAUUGUUGGAGCAGUAGAGGUACUGGAGAAAGAUGAAGAGGAGUUAGAUCUGGCUGUGCAAGAAAACGUUUUGAGUUUCCUUCGGUACUCUGUGGUACGAGCCACCAAUUUUCACCAGGAGGUAUGCCAUUAUUUCUUUUUGAGCCCAUUAUGUUGAAAGUACAUAAAGAUUGAGAUGAAAAAGUUGAUUUGCAUCUUGGCUUGUGCACUAAAAUCACUAAAUUGCAACUUAUCUACAGGGCUACAUUUGUCAGUGUCUUUAAAAGACAAUUUAAACUAAUAAUUUAUUUUACUUCAAAACGUUCUUUUGUUUUCAGUUUUCAGAACUGAUCUUGUCACAUGGACAAGUGGUGUUGAAGAUCCAGUUUUCUGCACUAGAUUCUAACUUGUUCAGGACAAUUUCUCAGGGUGUUGAUGAACCAUAGCUUAAAAGAACAUUAAUCUGUGCCCUGGUGCUAACAAUGUGACUUUACUCUGCAGGAAUACUUUGUCCAACGCUUACACUCACUUGUGACUGGAUUUAUUGUUAAGAUGCCUUUAAAGGUAUUUUCUUAUUUUGUCAAACCAUUAUGUUGAGAUUUAAUAUACCGUAAACGUCCAUGUAUAAGCUGCACUUUUUUUCACAAAAUUGAAGCCAAAAAUCAAGGGUGCGGCUUAUCCAUGGAUACAUCUGUGUUUGGAGUGCUCAAAAACCUCAUUAAUGUUCAUAAAACUUCUUAAGAUGCCAAGAAAUUUAAGAAACUGAGAGCGUGUUGCUGUAGUUCAUUGACUUUUUCAUUGAGCGGUGGCUUCUAAAGGAGCUGUUUAUGUUUUCAACUGUUUAUCGGCGAAUCUUGCUCUCCAAUAGUUCUUUCAAGCAAUUCAUUUUUGCUUUACUCGAACAACUAAACACCAACAUACAAGGAAUCUCUCAUUGUUUUUUACUACCUUCAUGGCAAAUUUGUUGACUGCAUUAUCAGGCUCCUGUUCUUCUCCCACCAUAUUGUGCUUUCUGUUUAUGGCCAGACAAUGGCCAGGUCCUGGCCCAGACUCCUCCCAACAUUUAAAGCUUGGCUACUAAGUACUUGUUUGUUUUUUUUUUUCGAUGCUGAAGGAAUUUCAACUUUAUGGUGGGUUUUGAAGUGAUAAUCUUGAAAAAUCAGAUUGAAAGAGCAUUUUAAGUUAAAGGUGGUGUAAAUUCCAAUGAAAAAGAAGGUACAACAAAUGAAAUUUUGCUCUCUCUAGACUUGAUAAAUGUGAAAGAUAGCCACAACUUCUAUGUCAGUGUUUCGAAACCUUGAUUGUUUGUAGCAAUACAACUCUACUGAUACUUCAAACUAUAUUGUUUUUAUUUUUUUCAUUUGUUCAUUGUUAUUAAAUGCCCCAUGGUAUUACAUAUCAAAGCAUCUGAUGAAAGAUAUCUGUACUAUGCAUGUAAUUUCUUAAAUUGUAUACUUUUGAAAUCCAUAAAACCACUUGUGUUUCAUUGUAGGUUAAAGAACUUCGCAACCAUGGUGAUGAAGUGGCACGUAUUCUCCAGGCUCACUUGCAAGAUGGUGUGGAGCCCCCUGCUGGUUUGCUGAGACACUUUGAAGAUUUGAUGAGAAUGGUCAGUGCUCACUCAACUUUAAGCAUUGAAACUCAAACUUUGUCAAUCAGUUUAGUUGGAUCCUUCAGUCAAGUCACUUCCUAGAUAAGGGCCAAUUUUCACGCCAGAACUUUGUCGCAUGCAACAAGCGUGCAAUAGGCCUAUGAUAUGAAUUGUUUCAUGUAAAUCAAACUUACAACUUGCCUACAACUGUGGUAUACAUCUCAAAGACUGUUGUAGGAUUUGAAAACAUGUUUUAAAUCGCUGAGACAAUUGUAGCCAUAAUCAAUGAAAAUGCCAUUUUUUGUGACAAAUUUCCACUGUGUAGAGAGAGAAAAGUAAAGUUUUCUUUUGUCAAAAUGGCAGACAAAGCUGCUGUUGUUGGUUGGUUGAUACCUUUUUCAGAAGAGGAGAUAAAGAAGUUAAUUCCUUUGUGUGGUGAAGAAGAAGUCCUUUUCAAUAAUGGGUGUAAAGACUAUUUUAAGAGGGAGUGGAAUUAUAUGUAAUCUUGGCGUGUCCCAGGUGAAAAUAUCUUGCACAUGUUUAUGGUCCUAAGAUGUGUUGUAGGCCUGUUGCAAGCUUGUGGCAUGCGACAAAGUUGUACCAUGUAACUCAGCUCCAAGUUAGCUCAAACUUAUGACAUGCACCCUGCUGAAGCCCAAAAACUAAAUUCCAUGUCUUGGUUGGUAAGUUUAUAGAGUUGGUAAAUUUUCAGGCUAUUUGACUUUAGACAUGGUCUAUAAUACAUCAGGGUUGUAGAUAAGAGCUGGCAGCUGGCGAAGUACGCUGGCUUCUCUGCAAGGUUUUGCCGGCUACUACCUUCUGGAGCCUGUACAGAGAUGAUGUUUAUCUGGUCUAAACUUGAGCUCAAUAAAAAUAUUAAUUUGCUCUGCCUAUCUUUUCUGAAAAUAUAAAAAGACUUCUGGAUCAAGGUUAGUUCAAAAACGUUCUGAUGGGGACUUUCUUUUGGACAAAUCUUGCUGCUGUGGCAGGAAAGUACAAAGGUGACGUUUUGUCCGCCAUAUUGGAUUUCGAGAUGUGAAUACCAUUUACCUUUAAAAAAGCUCCAGCUACUUAAAACCUUAAAGAAUACCCUGAAUACAUACAUGUAGCUUUGGGUAUGAAUUUAAUUAUUUGUGUGAUCUUAUUUUUUUUGCAAAUAACUUUCCAACUUAGCUACCACACUGAACUUGUGUGCACAAUUUCUUUAGCAUGUUUUAAGUAAUUUUCUUCUCAAAUUUCCACAGAUUGGAGAACUUUAUGAGAAUGAUUCACUUGGUCUUGAACUGGCUGUAGAUUUCUGGUGUCCUUUGGAUGCAAGCUCUUUCACACCAUUUUCACCUUAUGACUCAUCAAGAAUUUCACCAAGCUUCAGACCUCAUGCAUCACAGAAGCAAGUAAGGGAAUGAUAAAUUUCAUUAAUUUGUUGGAACUUGUACAUGUACAUAACAUAAGUAACUUUGAUCUUCUCAAGGAGAAACUUCUCAAGGAGAAACUUCUCAAAGAGAAGCUAGAGCUCGGAUUUAUGUGGUAAAUUUUCCUAUACAGGACAGGCUGCAAUUGUGAGCUUUGUUUUCUACUGUAAGUUUAGAUUUUCUUUUGUUAGCAGAAUUUUCCCUCUUUACUUUCUCAUUUGGCAAAACUUUUGACAAAGCACAUGUUAGUUCCUGUGACCUUCUCUUUACCUAAUGUUUGCCUCAAAUGAAUUGAAUUUUCAAAACUUCCAUUCAGCAACCCAGGGUUCCAUUUACUUUGCUGCCUGUAUGUCUUUUUAUCACUUUAGAUUUGUUUUCAAAAACAAUAUAAGGAAACAUGAUCUAUUCUUAUACAAGAAAUCUUCAAUUGCUCCACAAAAACCAUAUUUUCAAAACUUCCAUUCAGCAACCCAGGGUUCCAUUUACUUUGCUGCCUGUAUGUCUUUUUAUCACUUUAGAUUUGUUUUCAAAAACAAAUAUCCCAUUGUAUAAGAAAUAGUCAAUUGCUCCACGAAAAAAAUUCCAAAUAUUUUAUGAACUUAAAUUCCUUUUUGAAUCAAUUUUCUCUCCUUUUUCAGGUGAGCCUCUACAAGUUUGUGCGGCUGGCAGGAGAUUUAUUGCCUGCUCCACUUUUUGUCCCAUACAUUGAAAUGCUGUGUGGUCUCUCAAACAGCCCUCAGGCUGCUCAUCACUGCUUCAACUUGCUCAAAUCUACAGCAAAUGGUCCUCUGUCUUGGGAUCAUUUCUUUGCUUCUGUUAAACAGUAUUACAUGGAUCUAAGACAGGAUGGUGCAAACACAGGUGAUACUUUGAUAUCUGAUUACUUUUUCCCUGUCUCUUUUCAUCAGUAUAGAGCCAACACAGGCAUUCACUUCACCAUUGAAGGAUUUGUUUUUGUUUGUUUUAUGAUCAAACCAAAUCUUGGUUGAAAAAAAAUCCCUGCUUUUUUGAUGGUGAUCUCCUGAUAAAGUUAAUGGCUAUAGAUUUGUGCAGUAGUUGUUAUUGGAUGAUGUGCAUAUUUUUGGUUCACAAUGCAAUGUACAUAAUAUGUAAGCUUAAAAGCCAUCUCCAAUUCAUAGCAUAUUUCUUUUUUAUUUCCCUGCCUCUUGCAGAGUCUUUUUAAUGAUUCUUUUAAUAAUUUUUUUAUCAUGGCAAUGUCUCUUAGUGAUGAUGUAUGGUGGCUUGCAACGAGAAACAGGCCAGGUUCACAGACCACGCCCAACAAACCGUAACAUAACACCUGAGGAAUUGGAAGGGCUGGAGGCAGUGUUAAAACUUACAGAGAGAAUUGCUGAUCAGGUGAUUUUGAAGAAAUAGAUUGUUAGUACUUUUCAAAAGUCUGGUCACUUUUUAUACUACACGCAUUGUCAGUUCUCUUAUUGAAAUCUAAAAGCAGAAUCAAGAAAUCUGUCAAAUACCAUACUAGAAUUUUAUCUCUGAAGAUAUCACAUUCUUCAAGAAAUGCGCAGGGUGAUUUGCAACAGAAAAAUUAAAAUUGAUCUACAGUUCAUUGAAAUGUUAGAAAACUUUUCGAGCUUUUUAAUCAGAUGCAAUUACCAUGUUUUUAGGAUGAAAUAGCCCGCCUUACAAUGUGUGAAAGUCAAGCGUGGCUUCCCAUUGCAUCCCUGUUUGGCCUACUUGGUUGCCCUGUGCCUCUGAGGCUAAAGGCACAGAUUCUUUCAACACUUGCUGCAUUUGCAAAGUCUCCCGAAAUUGCUUCCUCUUUGUGGCAUACCCUAGAAUUAUCACAGGUAGGGCUAGGCAUUAUGCAUCUUUAUGCGUGUAAGUUGUUGAAUUGUCUACAAUAAUUGCAAGUUAAAUGAGGUUGAAAAAUUGUACAUAGAGCUAUUCGAAAACAAUCUUCAAUGAUAACUUGGCCUCUGUCUGUAGAAGUACAUUAUAAUUAAUUCACAACCUCUCAGUUGUCAAGAAGUGUAGAGAAGGAUCUGAUGUGGAAGUGCAUGUCAAUAGCCUUGCUUGUUAGCAAGCAAAAUCUGCAAAAUCUGAAGGUGUGAGAUUUAAUUCUGCAUGGUUGACUCAGAUUUUUCUUUAUUCCAAACUUAAGUCAAAAUGAGUAACAACUCUCUCUGACUAUUCAUCAUUUGAACCAAAUAAUGUUACUACUUGUAUGUUUCUCAUUCCAUCUGUUAUCAAAAGAAUAUCAAAAUAAUUUCAACACUUUCUUUACCUUAGAUAUUACAGACAGUCCAAACAGCUGGCCAAGCUGUACAGCAAGGUGGAAUACAGGUUAGUAGUUACUACAUGUAGAUGUACCAUUAUACAUUGUAGAUAUUUGUUAUGACAGUGGGAUAUUUCUGAAUACAAUGUUUUAUUAUUUCCUUUCCUGUACUGUAGGUCUAUGACUUGCUAUAGUAACUUCUACAAGAAGUUGGUUGUCAAAUUUUUGCAUUGUUUGACAAUAAUAUAUUUUUGUAUCUUUCUGCCAUGACAAGCAAACUUUAUAAUACAGUUAUAGGAUGUGAUAAGGUAAUUCGGUAUUAUCAGUUGAAUUGAGAACAUAAAUUGACCACCGUAAAUAGUUAGCUUUUUAACUCUUUCAGAGGCCAAUUUACACUAUCAACUCAGUUGAUAAUAUAAAAUUACCCUGUAAUACUCUCCCCACCAACACAGCACCACAGUUUCUUUAGAAACUCACUCCCUUUAUAGAAUAUGUUUGUUAUUGAUGAUACUGUAAAAUUCUUUGGAUUUUUCAGGUGGAAUUGAAUGAACUUGAAGCAUGCAGUGAGACCUACCCUGAGACUAGAGCAUUCCUGAAGCUGCUGACAAAUCUUACAGAUAUUCCACUACCAGCAAACUUGGGGGCAGGCUACAGAGUGCCUGGGUUUGAACCAUACCUGGCAUUCCUACGAGAUGAGGUGUUUCUUAAGUUCAAUUCACGAGGAUACCAAGAUCCCCAUGAAAAGGUGACUAUGCAUUUUGUUUGAAGUUAAUUAUAAUUUUCACUGUCUUGUGUCUGUCUUUUCAAAAAAUGCAAUUAAAUUCAAAUCUCCAGAACAGAUACAUGUAUCACAGAGUGAGACAACUUUGGAACCAUCAUUUGGCUCCACAAAAGUGGGCUGCAAUGCAAAUUACAUAGUUUUUUGACUGCUGCUCCUACUUCUUUUGCGAAAAAAUAUUGUUUCCCUUUGGAAGAUGACCCAAACAUUCUAAUUCUUACAGAGUUCUUUAAAUUUCUGGCAAUCAGCAUAAUUACUCGAUAUAUAGGAAAGUUGGUUAAAAAUUAUCAGCAGAAAAUGUUAAGAGAAAAUUCCACACCUUUUGUGUGAAUUUUCUAUUUGACUCCAAGGAUAAGUUCUGUUUGAACACUUGUCAGUGUUACUUUUGUCUAUACCCCUUGACUCUUAGGAUCUCAUUGAAAUUCUCCCCUCUAUUCACAAUUAUAAUUUUCUCUUGAGUAUAGCGCAGAGAAUUUGAUGUAAUAUAAGGAUGACAUUUUUCAUUUAACUCUUUAACUCCCAGAUCAAAUUUAUAAUUCUCCUUACUGUCAAUCAUACAAUUCUUACAAUAUUAGAUCAGAGAACUAAGCAUUGGAUCAACUAAUUAUCCCCGAAUUUAUAUUUUUCUUUAUUCAUAAUUAUCUCUUUUCUGGUUGAUGGUGUAUUGAUAUUGUAAGGAGAAAUUCUGUCUUGGUCAUUAAAGGGUUAAUGGAAGACCAGAUUGUUUGGUACUGCAUCUACAUUGUUGGGAGAAAUAACACAUUCAUUGUUUCUGAGAGUUGCCAGGGUUACAAUUUCCUCACUGUCGCAGUUGUGUUUUACUGCUGAGGACUUUUCCAGAAGUAUCCCUUAGCCUUUAUGAUACCAUUUGUGUUGACAGUGGAAAGUUGCCAGUGCUGUUCUACAGAUCCUCUUCAAGUUACUGGAAAGUUACAGUCCAAAACCAAAUGAUUUUGUGGACCAGUAUGUUGAAAUUCAGGGAGGAGAGCAGAUGAAAGUUCCUAAACCUCCUGGAUUCAUUCUAAUGACAUACAUGUUAAAUUACACACAAAUGUUAAAAAUGGUGAGGUUUUUUUUGUGUUUUAUAAUGUAUUGAGAUAAAAUUUUACCCUGCUUUAUUUAUUAGAAUUUAUGUUUCUGCUAUCAGAGGAACUGUAUUAUUUGCAAACUUUAUGAAUCAUGCAUUCACCUGGUUAUACUUAUAUCAAAAUAGUAUAUUCAGCUAUCUCUUAUAAUUUGCAAUUCAGAAUUUUUGUGUUUUUUUUUUUUUUUUUUUGGUUUUUUUUUUUUUUUAACAUUCCAUACUAUGUGCUCCACCUUGGUAUAUGAUACAGCUGUAAGACAGGCAGCUUACAGAGUUGUUCCAAAUCCAGACUUCCAUGUAGGAAACCAAGCCACUCCCUAAAUUUAAAUGAUUUUUCACAUGAAAUUAGGGUUUAAGUAUGGCACAUGUGAACUCUGUGAAGCCAAUAACACAGUACUACUUUAUUUGCUCUGGGGGUUAAAUACUUUGUCCUUUUAUUUACAUGUAUAAUGACUCAAAAGAACUCAAGAGACAAACAGUACUUCAUCAUCAUGUUCCUAUGAUAAAUACUGUGUUUGAUUUCCUUCUGUCAGUUGCUGAAUGUUAUUGAUGGUGCUUCAUCUUCACUUGAAUAUCUUUCCAUUGCAUCAGGUAUGUAGGUGUACAAAAUAUUCAGUAGAUGAUUUCAUGUUGAAACCAAGUAAGCUGCAUGAACAUAAGAAGUGAAGGGCAGUUUGGCCCUUGAUAAUAUACAUGAAAAAAAAUUUGCGCAUCUGAUUGGCUGAAAAUGGGUGCAUUUUCCAUGUAACACAGGUGCAAAUUACAAGUAGGGCGUGUUGCCAAAUUUUUGUCUGUGUUGAUUUUCUGUGAUGUGUUUUUCAUGUAAAUUAUGAAAAAGUAACAAGUUGAUUUCUCAUGCAAUUUGGUGUAAAUAAGUACCUGUAAUUUUUCUCAGACUACAAAUUGCACUUGCCGUACAGGCUCACACAGUUUUGUUGUCUUUGAAAAAUUCACUCCGGCCUUCUUAUUAACACCAAAUUGCACUUGAAAUCAUGUUGUUACUGUACCUAUACUAAUAUUCUGGGCAAAGUGGUUUAAAACAUAAUCACCCUGUAGCUAUUCCAAGGCUACUUUGGUUUUUAGUUAGUUGAAUUACUCUUUACGGACAGAGGUUUACUGUUUACAUUUUGUUUUCUUCAGUUUUGCUUGAAUAAAACUUCUUCAAAAAAAAUUUAACUUCCCUAACCCCUAAGACCGAAAAAUUCUCUUUCACACAAGAGAAUUCACAGUUAUGUUUACCUUACUACCAACUCCUGGUAGUUUAUUGGUGUGCUGAUAGAUAUAAAGUUCAACUUAACAUUAAACUCUUGAAACUGUUCAGAGGGAAGAGAACAUCUGGAAAAAGCGGCAUUGCUCUGCCUGAGAAUGAUUGAAAUUUCCUUGGAAAAACAAGAGAAGUUUGUGGACUUAUAUCGCAGCGUAGCACAACAGUCAACGGUGAUGAUUUCACCUUUCGAGGAAUUGCUGCUUAGCGUUAAUCCACAGACAGGCUCUCCCGACUACCUGCUUAAAAUCAUGAAGUAAGUGCUGAUAUGAGUACUGUGAUUUUCCUCUUUAUGACUGGAGCAUUGUUAGUAGUUAAUAGAGAUAUAGCGUUAGUGGCGGGGAAUGCAAACAAGGUUCCCACUUUGCUACUUUUUUUUCUUUUCUUUUGACUGGUUUCAGAACUUAAAUUUACGGGAACUUCACAAAGCAUUAUGUCUUUUUUUCUUUAAACAAGAUCUUUUGUGGCUGUAAUUGCAUGGUUGUAAAUUGCAAGCUUUCAGAACUUGUCUCUUAAAUUGUAUGUAACUCUUUUUUUUAUUACCACAAAGAAACAUACCCCACAGGAAUGGAAUGGAGAUAUAGCGAUAGGUUGAUACAUACGCACUAUGAUAAUGGAAGCUCCCUGUAUGGGGAAAAAGGGCUCGCACAGAGCAACUGGAAAUUAACGGAAAACUCAUGUAAUUCUUCCCAAAGGGAUCAUGAACUGUAUGUGCAAUGUAGUUGAUGUUGAGACUCACAAAAAUGUCCAGGCGCUCUGACACAAAGGACACUUUGACCAAGCUUCUCUCAUUUUAGAUGCUUUUGUCAUUUUAUGUUGAAAAAAAAAAAAAAAAUAUAUAUAUAUAUAUAACAAUAAUAUAUAUCAUCGAUAAGGCUGUCAUAGCUGAUGUAACUUUUUGUGGUUACUGCAGGUUUGUUUCUCAUCUUCACACUGGAGCUGAACUCAGCCUAUCUGUUGUUAAGAUUUUGUGUUUGGUCUGCCGGUCAAUAACCGUUCAGAGACACUUGGUGAAUCUCCUGACUGCUAAUCAGGUACGGCAAACUAAGUUUGCCCAAAAUCACAAAGAAACUCUAACAGUCAUAUGACCCCAACAGCCCUGCUCAUGUAAAAACUGAGAACUGACGGAUGAACUUGCUUGUGAAUUCCUAUGGGAGAGACCAUGUAAUCUCACACUCCUUUGGCUCAAUUUUACUUUUUAAUGUCCAAUGAUUGAAACAAAAACUAUUUCCUUGACAAGCAUUCGGUGGAAGACUUAACAUUUCAGCCUUUUGCUCAAAUUCAGGGUUUUUGAAAAACCGUGAGUGUAAUUUGGGUUUCAUUGUUUUCUGCUUUGUUGUCUUCUAGGCUGCCGCUCAGAAAAUACUCAUUGGAUUUGUUGAUCAGCUAGAUAUCAAUGAACCUGAAGAAAAUCUUGGCAAAGAUGAGCAAGAACUAAGAAAUGGUUAGAGUUCAUUCUGUCAAAUUAACUAUUUCUCUCUCAUUUUAAAAGAACGCAAUUAAAACAGUUGUUUUAUUUGGCUCCCAGACGGAGCUUUCAAGGUCGACAGGCAAUAGGUUUUUGAACCCCUGUAAGAGUUUUCAUCACAAAAAUGUGGGGAAUUUAUUCCCUUUGCCUUGAUACCGCAGUGCACAAUUUUUAGGUGUAAUUGUUACAAAUGGUUCAUUUUAGUGUUGCGACAGCUAAAUUUUAAAUUUACUCAAAUCUCCAAAUUCUUCGUCAGUCGAGAGAGCCAAUGCUGAAAACAACUUGUUAUGACUUCGCUAUCGUCAGCUAAUGCUCCUCUCUAGCUAGACGUAUGCUAUUACAAUUUGGUUUCUAUGGAAAUCUCCAAAACCAAGCAGUUAUGUUUGUUGUCCUUUCAUUCUUUUGUAGAAUUCUUAGAUGAGAACUCGUUUGGAUUGUCACAAAUUCGCAACGCUGUGAGGCAAAAUAUUCUGAGAUUAGUUCUUUAUUCUCUUCAACACCCUUCGCCCAAUCUGGCUCAUUUUUUGAUGGGCUAUGAGCUCAGAAAACCUGUGUCCAAGACCAAUCUUCAGGAUCCUGGUAAGUUCAAAUCUAGAGCGCCAUAAGGGUUGAAAAUUGAUCGAGCCUGGUAAGGCUUCGAAAACUAAUUCACGGUGAGAUCUGGAAGGCUGGUGACUAGCUAGGAUCAAUUCGUCACUCAUCAUCCACUGGUAAAAAUUCUAUGUAUUUCAUAUGUUUUUUAUACAAUGUAUUUAUUCGGGUACAGGUGUUCUUGGUGCUUCAAAGACUUGUCUCCACGCAGUACUAGACAUUCUGAACAGAGAGGUGGAUACACAUCGUGGCCCUUCGUGUGUUACAGACGCUCCAAAAUUCACCGAGCUCGCAUAUCAGCUUGUUUACAAUCUAUGUGCCAAUAAGGAUACUGCAAUCCCGACUCUGCGCUAUCUGAGAACAAGCCAUGAUUUCCUGUACCAGCACCUUCAACACUUACCUUUUAGGAAUCUUGCAAAUAUGAACAUGGGCGAAGGACAGCCUCCUGUUCCAAUGCUUACCAUCGUCAAUCAGCAGUCCUGGCUUCUGAAGACUGCUGCCAUCGAGCUGAGGAUGACAGCUCAAGGCCGACAAAGAUCACAUACCCAGAGGCUCCUGACGCUCUUGAUGGGAGAGCCAUCAGCUCAGACGUUGAUGGGUAUGACGCACUUCCCAGAGGUAGUUCCAAGGAGGUUGGAGGAUGAUUUUACCGAAGCUGACACCAGCCAUGGAGGGUAUCCUGGUAUGGGACAGACGCAGACUAGGCGGAAGCUUCUAGCCAUUCUUGAGUCUGUAGAGUUCUGUCAGGAUGUGCCUCCACUCUUACAGUUGAAUUAUUUUGAUAUGGCUGUCACUGAGGAGGCCAUUGCUUCCUGUGAACAGAAGGCGGAGGAUAGUGGUGUGACGCUCUGUAAUAUUCCCGUUCUUCAUAAACUACUAAUGAGUGAGAUAAUUGGCGCACAGGGCACUGCUACAGCUGGACAGAGAAACUUCUUGUUGCAGGUCAGUGUUGUCCUUUCAAAGGUUUUUACUUUCCUCACACUCAGCUUUAUGCUUUGGAAACUUGGUACAGAGUACUUUUCAGUUUAUUCUUUUAUGUUCAAUAUAUUUAACUCGGUAGCUUUCUCCGUUUUCUCUUUGAGGAUUUUCGUCUCUGCUCACGUUAUAGUAACGUCAAUUACGGCGCUUGACGUGUUUACGAAUCCGCUUUGGUUAGUUCUUCUGCUGUAUGUCUUUUUCUUUUCUUCUUCUUUUUUUUCGAUUGUACUAACUGUAGCUGUGUUUGUCUUAAAAAAAGGAAGUUAAAGACAUUCUUCAUAAUGUCGUGCUGCGGAACAAGGUACGAGAGAGUUUGCACAUCAAGAAGGAAGCAUUUGAAGCUUGGAGACGGGUUAUAGAAGUGACUCUGGCCUCGUGUUCUGUUGAUAUCUUACCAAGAGAUACAAGGCAGACUAUUAUAUCUGAAGUACUACAGGAUUUACUCUCUAAGGUAUGUACUCCUCUUACGGCUCAAAGGAGGGGCACCUAUUGCUUAUGGAUGGAGGGCGCUUAAUUUGGAGGGGGGGGUGCUUAUUAAGUUAGCGCAGCAAUAGGAUAAAAUUGAAAGAAAAGAUAACGCACUCACAGGAACUCUGUAAGCACAUGGACACAGAUUAAAAUAACUGGAACGGAAAAGAAACUAUUCUCCUUUAGUGUUUAUACUUUAGUGGAAGCUUAAAAUGUUCUAAAUAAAGUGGCUAUAGAGACAGGUUUCCGUGUAUUCCUACUGUGUAGGAAAGUGAGGAAGGAGGGGGGCGCUUUUUCGAGAGGGGUGCUUGUUUGACAUUAUGGCUGAGUGUGUGGGCGCUUAUUCGGGGGAGGGCGCUUAUUCGAGGAAAUACGGUAUAUUAUUAACUGAUUUAAUUUUUAGACCAGAUCUCAAGUUGUAAGAAAAUAUAAAGACAUCCGCUGAAAUACUUUUGUAAGGACUGAGAGAUGAUAUACAUGUCAGAGUCUAUAUUUUUUAGUAAUUAAUCAUUAUCUUUUAGCUAAAUGUCUGUUUCUUAAUCAGUACCUUAUUGAAAUGAAUUUAAAACAUUUUCAUUGAUUGACUCAGAUUGCAGAUGAGAAUGCUCUGCCUGAACUGACAUCACCUGUAUCCGGGGUUAUCUUAACUCUCCUUGCGCAUUUACGUCAGUCUACCAUUCCCACAGCCCCCUUAUCCACAUCAGGUGUUGACAGCACCGGAGCAGGCAGACCUGUUCAUCCUCAAGCUGGGAGCUCUCUUCCCGUUGGUCCAUCUGUAGCCAUCUUAAAGGGUUUGAUAGAGACCGUCUUGCGGUGUGGAGGAGGAUUGCAGCGGGUCAGGGCAAACCUGUACGCUGCGCUGCUGUACUUCAUGCAGACUGCGCCAGAGCCCGAAUCAACUGAAGAAAGAGGUAAUUUCGCGGGUCUAUCCUUAUCUCAGCUGUCAUAAACUUUGAGGUUUACAAAUAACUAGCAGUUAUUCGCCAAAGUGGAGGUAAAUAUCCAUUACUGUCUCCGACACUGAGGUGAAUAAUUGUGUAACUUUAUACCAUGUCUGUCAGUGUAACAAAACAUUGUCAUACAUUAAAACCCUUACGCAAUUUGUCUCUUCAGUUGCGCGAAGAUAAGAAGUGCUUGUUGAUCAUAUCCGAGUUAGCCAAUUAGGACAUGACAUGACUUUCCUAAUGCUUACUGCUGAUGGAUGCAAGUCAUAUCCAGCAGUGGUAACACUUUCUUUCAGCUUGAGCUGCUAUUAGGAUUGAUUGUGAGGAUUUUAAUAAGCAUUGUUAGUAGACCAGAUAGGUGAAUAGAGCUUUUCGUGCGCACUGAGUGGCUAGUUCGCACGUGAUUAAUUCACAAUUAUUCAUUGAAGUAAAGGUAAAUGUCCACCACUUUCACCGACACUGAGGUGAAUAAUUUUUUAGCAUGAAACACUCAGAAACCAAAGAAAACCAGGCAAUUUCUAUAUAUUUCUAUAUUUUGAUAAACCAAAAAGUGGUCCGAAAUUAAAUUGUCGACGCGCGAUUUUGUCUCUUCAGCUGCUCGGAAGUGAAUGGUACCUGCUAAUCACUUCCAAACCAGCCAAUCAGUGCGUGCUAAAAGCACUAUUUACUUGUGUGGUAUAUACUGACACGUACUAUUCACCCCUGAGCAGAUAAAGAGACAAAAUUGCGCGUCGUUAUUAACAGAAAUGAACUGUUUUGGUUUCUGUGUGGUAUAUACUAAAACAAAUAUUUACCUCACUGUCGGUGUAAGUUGUGGAUAUUUUCCUCUCCUUCGGUGAGUAAUUGUUAACCCCUAAACCUCCAUGAUCUGAUUGUUAAUUCUCCCCUCUACCUGCUACACGUAUCCUUGUAGUUUCGAGAAUUUGGUGUUAGAUCACAACUUCUCCCGAUAAGUUUGAGUAUUCUUAUGACCCGUUUUCUGGAUAAUACAAGGAUAUUGUAGGGAGAAGUUACAUGUUAUCAUUUCUGAGAGUCAAAGGGUUAAAUAUUCAAGCUCGACAGUAACAUCGACUACUUGAGAUAAGCGGGAUGUUGGAGUGACGAGUCCACGAUUUCCCUUUUUCAUACUUUCAGAAGUUCGAGCGGUAUUUUGGUUGUUCUUUACGCUUUGUUACACAAUUGACACUAACAAAUAUUUGGCCAUUGCAGGUGUCAUGAGAAACGUAUUAUCUUUAUAUCCCGGCCAGCCAUGGGACACCAGUAUUCUACCAGUGUUGUCUAGUUAUGGUGAACCAUUCAUGGACACAGUCUGUAGAGAUUCUUGUGAUGGACACGAUGUUGGCCGGGUAAGUCAUGAAGUACAAAUUGCGUUUUCGUCUUAAAAACUUGGGGGAAGUUAAGCUCAAGCGCUUUUUUAGACCCGCACUUAAGCGUCAAUACUGGAAAGCCGUUUAAGCAUUUUGAAUUUAUUGAAAACAGGAUCACACAAUUUUCAAACCUGUGGGAUUGUGGUGAGGUGAUAUUUUAUAUGGUCUCAUCCUUGCCCAUCCACUCAGUAAUAUGUGUUUUUAGUUUCCAACCAGAGCAACUGGCUUAAGUUAUGAUGGGCGGGUAAUUACAUCGGUUAAAUAGCUAGCCAGGAAAGAAAAUAUUCUAGUUGUUAGGUAGGAUAAAAUUUCUUGACUCUCUUCCAUUCUUUUUACUGAGAUGAUCUCUUUUGUUAUUGUUGUUGUCGUUUCAGAUGUUAGCGUUUUCCCUUCUUGAUGCAAUAAUUGCUGUUGACUGGCAACACCGUUGGUUGAAUUACCUCAACCUCAAAGGCUACCUCAAGCACAUGGUGGACGGCUUGGCUCACGAGGACCAUAUGCUGCAAUCAAUGUUGGACCCAUCCCCAGAGCCCCUUAAGGUAAUGCUCCUACAGUGGAUUCAGUUCAGCUUAUAAAUGAGCUCCUGGAUGUCAUUGUAGUGAUAAUGCUUAUUGUCACUCGGAUUCUGUCUUAGGGUGAAGUCGCUAUCCAUGUAACACUUCAUACUGGUAGUAUCCACUUAAACUCUCUCAGACAGUGAGGUCGACUUGUUUGAUAUUCUGCUGUGAUUUUGUCGGUUUUCAACAACUGUGACCUGUUGAUUCUCGAUGUUCAAAGCUGUGGAAGACCUAACAGUCACACUAUAGUAUCAUAACUCAUAAGGUUGUUAAGUUAACGCGUGAUCAGUCUUCCUUAUCGCCUUUGGAACUCAGCCAAUUGAAAUGUGACUUUCUGUAUCAGAAUUGACUUAAUUUUGACGCACAAUUAUAAUGAGCUAUUUCUCAUCACAAUGAACGACCCCAUGAUACUAACUCUCUUGAUAUCAUACCAGGCUUUGUAUAUCUAUGAGUCGAAGAUGGCCCUACUAACCCGAGUGGCACAGUCUACGGAUGGUGCUAAGGUCCUUCUUCAAGCGGGGCUAUUAUCACGCCUGGCAGAAUGUGCCUUUUUGGAUCACAAACCCGAACAUGACACCGCUCAAAGGCUAAUGACCAGUGGCAUUUACGCUCAUGAUCACGAUACAAGCGCUGUCCUCUACGACUCAUUCGUGCCCACAGUGUUAGAGAGAUACAGACAGUUAUUGACCCCUGCCUUAAAAGUAUCACUGGCAAUGUUGACAUCCCUGGGGUCACAUAAUCACAAAGAAGUAGCUUCUAAGGUAAUGUAGAGAUGUUGUGAUUCAAUUUUAUCCUUGGUUCAAAUGUUAUUUUCCUUUGUUUCAAACUCGGUUCGUACCUGUAGUCUUUUCAUGAUUGCCACAUCGCCAUUUUUGUAAUCAUCAUCUUAGACCAGACGCUUUUCACGUUCCAAACUUAUCAUCUACAAAGCGAUUUUUUUUUAAUAGCAUCACCAAGAAAUAGCUUGUUCACUUCUCUUCUAAGUGCAUCAGGCAUCUUGUAAGCCACAUCCAGUCGAUAAGCCUUACUCUGAAGAAAAUUUCAAACUGUACAGUUACUUCUUCACCAUGAGACGGAGUGCAUGGCUGGUAUGCAUUAUACACAAGAUUGUUUUGCGUCAAAGUCACAGCAGCUUGCAUAAAAUAUUGUUUUUCAUUUUUUGCCUCUCAAAGUGGAAGACGUGGUAGAGGUUGUCUGUCGUUUCAUUUCCUGAUGCAAAAUUAAGCUGUUUAUUUCCCUGCAGGUUUUACACUUUGUCGUGUCACAUGUGGACGUAUUUGUCAGCAUUCUUCAAGACAGACAGCCUUUCCAAUCAUCCGGGUCAUUGAAGGAACUCUGUCUCGUCACAGGAAUUGUGUGCAACAUGGCACUCACUGAGGAUGCCCUCAUUGCCGACGACGACCUGGGUCAAGAGCAAGUCCAACUUAGAGGACCCCUAGCAAGGAUCGAACGUCUCAUGAUUGGUUUGUUGCCGAGAUAUUGUUCAAGCGAUAGUUGGGAGAAGGUGAGUAAUGUGCGUGAGAAAAAGAGAGAGAGAGAUGAUUAGCUAACCUCACUCAUUUAUUUGAAGCAAGCGCAAGGAGUGCAUUUUCAAACGCUCUUUGUUUAUGUACAGUGCUGUAGUUCUUUUAUUGUUGAAUGAAAACUGAUCAUGAUUCUCGCAAUUGUUUUCGUUUUUAAGAACGGUCCUUGUUUUUCUUGUUUGUGCUUCUAUCUGUUCACGGACUGUUCAACUUAAAGAGCCAGUAAGAGCCGUAACUUAAAGAGCCAGCUCUUGGGGGAAUAGGUCUUCCUGUGGCGUUCUAAAUCGUCAAAUUUGCUAUUAGAGAAGAGUCAUGACUUGGAUUUGUUGUCCUUGUGUUUAUUUUAAGGAGAAUUUUAAUCUGUCUCACGACGUUUGCAGAUCAUCAAAUCCGUAAUGGAGAAAAACGGUGAGGAACCUGGCGCUAAGUACAGUUUGGUCGCCAUGGAAACGACCGAAAAGUUGCAAAGAAUCUGCUCAAAUGUUAUUGGUUACUGUAGAACGGUCAUGGAUUCAUAUGGUACGAAUUUUACUUUUUGAAUUGAAUUUGAUUUCUCUUACGUGACGAUGUAUUUGGGAGUGUAACCUUACUGCUUUGUCAACUUUAGCCUACACUGUAUUUUAGUCCUAUCUGUGGAAGCUUUCUCUCCACUCGCGUGACGGACAGAGUCGACAAAAAUUUACUGGUUAUUUUCUACUUGACGACGUUAGGCGCGCUUGCUUUCAUCCAAACAUCCAGUAGUACGUUGAGGAAUUUAUUGCACGAUGUUGCCGUUUUUUGCGCAACUUUUUUCUUUUUAUCUGACAGUAUUCAAGGAUUUAAGAUCCAUCUGUAAUGUAGGGGUUGUAAACAAAGUGCGCUUUUUCUCCAGGUACGGUUCCCUCUCAUUGUCAUGCGCUGUUUUCACCAAGUUUGACGGACUCUUUAGCACGUGAUUCUCGCCUCACUAGAGAAGGUAUGGAGAGUAACAGCUUCAUUUUACGCCCAUGGCAUAUCUGGAAUUCCAUCCCAACGAUAGUGAUAUAGAACGUAUACCUCUUUCAAAAGAUUUUUAUCAAUUUAGGAAGUUCUGUAGUCCCCUUUUUCAGCCGUCGUAUAAGGGGAAGGGUGACGGUUGCGUGACAGACUCAGACAACGGCGUUGAUGAAGACUCUGUAAUCGACCGCUAGUUCAAACAUCACGUUCUUUUUAGCGCGAAAAAACCAACUUUAAGGGCAUGUCAUUAAGGUACUAACCAAACGUGGAGGAAAAAUCACCGUUUGAGUUGAUUUGCCUAGAGAAAGCAGAUCAGGAACAGCUUGUGCAUGUGGGGUCUAUGCUGGCGAUCGGCUUUAUUCUGCUAUGCUUUGGCUAAGUUUUGCGCUGUGAAGAAAUCGUCAAGUUUCACAACUGUGAGGAAUUUCAGCUCAUUGAAUAGAAACUAAAAGAGUUAUUUUCAGUUAAUUGUUUGGUUCUCUUGUGUUUGUUGUCUUCAUCAUUUGUAUCUCUUACAGCCAUUCGUUCCUCAACCGUGGUGUCUUUCCGCCUUCAAGUCAGCCUUGGUCUACCUGUGACUUUCAUGAAGAAGUGUUGCGAUCAAGUCUUUCAGACGGCUGAGUUGUUGUCACAGACGCGUGUGAAGCUGCAAAAUGUGACCGAGUUGACGAGUGAAGAACUAAGAGAGGUUUGAUUUCUGAUUUCAAUUAUCGCUUGUAGUCAGAAAGAAUAAGAAUCUUUAGAUGUCUUUGUUGAUGUAUGGGUAAAAAUUGCAAAUCGUUCCUGCUCCAUGCCAGUUACGUAGCUCCAACAGUUUCUUUUCUAACUUUAAAUGUGUUACCUAGUGAUGGUCACGUUUAAUUCUUGUUUGACACGCUGUAUUGCUUCCAACCCCAAAAAUGAGCCAGAGUGAAUAACUGAAUAAGUGUUUUAUGUUCCCAAUCCCACAGUUAAACCAAGUUCAACACGGUGGAGCUGUUCAAGAGAGAUUGUCAACACAGCAACGACACCAACUGGCACAGAAAUGUCUUACUCAAGUUGUGCAGUACAAGACGCAGGAGAUUUCUGCCCAGUUGUGUAUCCUUUGAUGUUCUGCAAACGUUUUCCAGGGCUGUUUGAAAAGAAAUUCUUUUCAAAUGCCUUGCUCUCCAGCUAUCACUAAAUCAAACACCACAAAAUGACAAGUAUGGCUAGAUAAGCUCUGGUGAACUGUAAUUCUGUGUGAAAUUGCAGAGAAAGAAGCUUAAACGAAACUUCAGAAAAAGCGCGGUUCGAAGCCGUGCCUCCUUGAUUCUUGUGGAGCGAUCUUACUACUUUAAUUAGGCAAGCAACAAAGAUUGCCUCGCUCUUAGCCCGGUUCCGAACAGAACAAUGCGUUAUUGUUAUGUUUUUUUUUUAAGACAACAAAGGUUUUCUCUUAACUUACUCAACAGACAUUAUUGAGAAUUGUUUGUUUAUUCUAUGGCGUCACCUCGAUUUCUACUUUUUGCGCUGCAUCCCGUCGGAUGAAGAACGACGCAUUCUCGCUGGACCGCCGCUAAUCAGCAGUCAAAUGAGACGAUUACAUGGUAGUGUUGUUUUGUUG